This is a messenger RNA of Ipomoea triloba (trilobed morning glory), 1041 nucleotides long. RefSeq lists its product as uncharacterized. The transcript has a single exon. The record is from RefSeq and is a predicted model, not a curated record. The coding region runs from base 1 to 1041 and encodes 346 amino acids. NCBI's taxonomy places the organism in Eukaryota, Viridiplantae, Streptophyta, Magnoliopsida, Solanales, Convolvulaceae.
AUGACCGACCACGCGGUGGCCGAAGAAGCCAGCGCUGCUAAGCGCUUGUUGGAAACCGGAGGACAAGGUCGGAGAGACACGAGACGACAGCCCGACCCCAGAAGGAAGGAUCAGGAUGGGAAUCCGAUCUACACCCCCCUAUCAAGACCGAUCGGGGAAAUCUUGGAGUAUGCUCAGUCUUGCAAUAUGAUCCAACUCCCGGCCCCGGCGAGAGACGGCCCCAAUAAAGACAAAUACUGCGCCUAUCACAGGAACCGGGGGCACGAAACCGACGAGUACCGUGUCCUCAAAGGGCUGAUUGAAGACCUCUUGCGCUCGGGAGAACUGGCGCAAUUUGCUGCCGAGAAGAAGAAGAACCGACGCCGGGGGUGGAAGAAAUAUUUCAAGAAGUCUGACAAAGAGAAAAAAGAUAAGGGGCCAGAACCCGACCAUGACCCCCCUGCCACUGGGUCGAAACAGAUCAUCCAUGUUAUCUUCGGCGGGCCGCAGGGGGGCGACGAUCCAGACCGUCGACGAGCUUGGUCGAGGGACUUGCCCGUAUGCUCGAUCAGCACCAGUCAACCCGAGAAGAGAAUGAAGGACGAGCCGAUAACCUUCACCGACCGAGACCUUCCCCUCGAAGGAGAUCGAUCCGCCGAGGCGCUAGUGAUUACCGUUGAUAUCUGCGGAGAGGUCCGAAGGGUGAUGGUGGACACUGGCAGCAGCGUUAAUGUCCUAUAUCUCGAAGCCUUCAACAGGCUAAAAAUCGUGAGGUCGGCCUUGACGCCGGUCCGAACUCCGCUGUCGGGUUUCACGGGCGAUAUGGUUCACCCUGAGGGAAUGGUAGUCCUCCCUGUGGAGGUCGGAGUUUAUCCCAAGAUUUUGAAAGUGGAGAUGGAAUUUAUCGUCGUCAAUUUGGCGUGCGUUCACAACGUGAUCUUGGGCCGACCAGGAAUAGCCCAGAUGAAGGCCAUUAUCUCCAUGCCGCACCUAUGCAUGAAGUUCCCAACCCCGGAAGGCGUCGGAAUGGUUCGGGGAGAUCCACGAUCGGCAAGGCUGUGA